This is a messenger RNA of Anastrepha ludens (Mexican fruit fly), 9647 nucleotides long. RefSeq names its product MOB kinase activator-like 2 (gene Mob2). The transcript has 5 exons. Gene Ontology annotation, molecular function: protein kinase activator activity. Bases 5214 to 7301 code for a protein of 695 amino acids. NCBI's taxonomy places the organism in Eukaryota, Metazoa, Arthropoda, Insecta, Diptera, Tephritidae. Gene Ontology annotation, biological process: positive regulation of protein phosphorylation; signal transduction. The record is from RefSeq and is a predicted model, not a curated record. Gene Ontology annotation, cellular component: nucleus; cytoplasm.
UAGAUUGCUGAAGUGAUUCAUAAAAAUACAAAUGAAACAUGUAAAUCUAUAUAUAAAAGAAAGUCAUGUUAGGUACACUAUUUAUAAGUCGAGAACGGCUGAACCGAUUUGGCUGAAAUUUGGUGGAGAGGUAACUUAGAACCAGGAGACGGACAUAGGAUACUUUUUAUCCCAUUCGAACGCGUUUCCGUGUAGUCACUAUAAAAUGUGGUAUAACAAAAACGCAUCUGAUAUGAAAUAACAAAACGCAAAUGACAGCUAAACGUAAUUUUGCCUAUGGUUAAGUAGAAAAUUUGAUAAUAUAAAUUUUGUCAUAAAUAUAUAAUCACAGUAAUUUGUAUUCUCUUUGAAUCAUCAUUAUCGAUGCCGCGACCAAGACGAUCGAAUCUUUCCCGACAAAGCCGUAAUGCAAGAAGGAUACGAAACAUUGCGAAUGAAUGAAACGACUGAAGAAGCACAAGGAAUUGCCCAUGAAGAGCGCCGCGUUAGUAUGGCCCGACUUCGUGCUUCUCAAUCACAAGAAGCAAAGCGAGGCAGCCCGUGAAACGGCUCGGUUGGCAAUGUGAAAUCGUCGAGUGAAUAACAGAGAGAAUUAUCAAGAGCUGAUUUGAAUCGAGCAGCGUUUCGAUAUGAUUGCAACACUGAUUACAGCUUGCAUCCUCGCGUUUGCAUUGGGGCAAUGAACGUUGUUUGCGAGUAUUUUGGCGCAUUGAAGUUUUCCGGACUUUUUUGGAGGCGCAAUGAUUUUACUGUCUAGCGACUUCCGCCAAACACUGCCAGUAAUUCCAAGAUCAACGGCUGCUGACGAAAUAAACGCUUGCCUCAAAUCAUCGAAUCUAUGGCGCUAUGUGAAGAAACUUCAGCUGACAACAAACAUGAGAGUUGCAUUACUUAAUGAUACAUCUACUGAAGAUUUCUCUGAGCAAUUACUGACUAUCGGUAAUAGUCGAGUACCAGUCGACGAAUCGAGCAGAUUGAUUUCAUUUCCUAAGAAUUUCUGUAACUUUGUCUCAUUGAAAGACGAACUUAUCAAUACAGUAUUCCCAACCAUCAUUAAUAACUACAAAAAUAAUGAAUGGUUGAGUGAGCGAGCAAUUUUAGCGGCUAAGAAUAAAGAUGUAAAUGCCCUAAACUACAUAAUUCAAAAUGAUAUCAUUGGAACAAUGCAUUCAUUCAAAUCCAUUGACUGUGUAACAAAUGAAGAUGAAGCCACCAACUAUCCAAUUGAAUUUUUAAACUCCUUGGAUGUGCCUGACUUACCACCGCACAAUUUACGUCUAAAAGUUGGCUCCGUAGUAACCAUGCUUCGAAACAUAAGCCCACCAAAACUUUGCAACGGUACGCGUUUGGUGGUAAAUAAAUUGAUGAAAAAUGUGAUUUACGCGACGAUACUCAAAGGAAAAUUCGAAGGUGAAAAAAUUCUUAUUCCGAGGAUCCCGAUGAUCCCAACCAAUCUUCCGUUGGAGUUUAAAAUCCUUCAAUUUCCGAUGCGUUUUGCAAUCGCCAUGACCAUUAACAAAUCACAAGGCCAAUCCUUGAAAGCUUGUGGUCUGAAUUUAGAAAAUCAAUGUUUCUCACAUGGUGAAUUAUAUGUGGCAUGUUCACGGGUCGGAAAACUAUCUGCGUUGUUUGUUCUUGCACCUGAUAAUAAAACAAAAAAUGUCGUGUAUCACAAAGUGCUUAACUGAAGAGUGCAAUCUAUUAAAGCUUCAUUGAAAUACUUGAUUAAUAAAAAAAUUAACUUAAUAAAAUCAAAAAUCUGCUUUUUUAUUGCCUCUAGGGUCAGCUAGCAAAAAAUAUUUUAAAAAAUUUUGAGCUCAAAUAAAGAAGAAAAAAUACGAAAAUGAAAUCAAUAUUAAAAUAAAGAAAAAGAAAAAAAAUGAAAACAAGAGGGAAAAGAUCAAAAAAGAAACGUAAGAAUUAAAAAAAAAAUAAUAAUAAUAAAUAAAAAGUAUUAAAACACAUAAAUCUCAAUAAAGAUUUACAUACAUUUUCGUAAAUUGAAAUCUCCAACACACCGCGUCUUUACAACCUUUCUUCCGCAUGUUUUCCUCCUGGUUUUUGUAACAUCAAAAUUUAUGAUUCGUAAUUAUUACUCGCAAUCAACAGCAGCAGAAACAGUAGCAAUAGAAUCAGCUAAAAUAUGAAAAAAUAUCAACUUGAACAACUCAAGCAACGUGAUCAUCAAUUGAUGUCACUCAGCAGGCAUUUAAAGCGCUCGAUACCUAAUAUUAUUUAUUUUAUAAUUGUUGUUUUUACUGCUGUUUUUUCUUUUCUCUUGCCACGGCCUUCUCCUACUCCUCGCUUGUAUAGGUUAAUUAAAUAAAAUACAUACAUACAGACAUGUACACAUGUCCAUUUUGCUGGUCACUUGCUUGCGCCUUGUGAUUGUUGUUGCAGUGACGAUCAGUUGCACGAUCAGCUGUGGUCAUCCACACAACAAAUCAUAUAGUUACACAAUGACAGGCAAAAAUUAAAUUUACAACAACAAAACUUGCAGCAGUAUAAAUCUAAAAUUAAUUGUUUCAACAAAUUUGAACUUGCCUGUCAGUCAGUAUGUGUACAUAUUUUCAUACAUAUGUACGUACUCGCCUGCUCGCCCCAUUGGUGGCGACUGCACGUUUGCCUCGAUCGUUGCCAAACUCGUUCACACCAGCAUUGCAGCGCUGCACUUGUCGACCAGUUAUGGUGUGCUGUGUAAUGACAUUGUCGUUGCCGUCAUAACGCGCGCGCGCGCUGAACGAUAUUUGUUGCAAAUAUCGGUGUUUCCCCUGCUAACGAGUACACUGCGGAUGGCUGCUGUUUGUUGUUUUGGUGGUCACGUCGCUCAGAAGUUGCCGAACGCCGAUCUACGUCAUUCACUUAGCACGGCGUUCGUGUGUAUCUAAGUGGUCGUGUAUUUCACAGGCGCUCAUAAAUCGAACGGUAGCUGCCCAUUACAAUAGCAAUAACGCAAAAACAAAAGUUAUUAAUUAAAGUUGCUUUAAAUAAUUGUGAGUGCAACAACAACCGUAAGUUAGCAAAUGGUGAAGCUUAAAGCCCAAAAACUUGACAAAAGCAAUGCAACGAAAUUUAAGUGAAGGUAAGCGUAAAGGUGGAAAAGAAUGCAAAGAAAGAGCAUAAUGAAUAAAUAAAAAGGAAAUACAAUGGGUAAAAAUAACUUUUUUGUUUUGUUUAUUUGCAAGCAGAAGCCACCCAAUGUUCAAUAGUCAAAGCUCUCUGCUUUUGAGCACACACACACACAUAUCAACAGCCAGCAAGAUAACAUAUCAAUUAAAGCACCUAACCACUCAUUCGACAGAGGGCUCGCUUACCCAGCCAGCUUAGCUGUAAAAGAAAAUUGAUGGCGCUCAAAGAACUGCUGUUUGCGGCAAAGCUCAGCGAUCUAUGAACAAACAUGUGUAUGUAUGUAUGUAGGGCUGUAUGUAUGCAUGUACUAGUAUGUAGUCGCUAGUUUGACGCUAGUAUUAAUCGUGAGCGCAAUCGCGAUUGAAUGACGCGCGUGUGUCACAGACACACACGCGAUCAGAAGUUGUGCAAAUAUUGUGAGCUGUCAGGGCGGGGGCUGCAAAAAUUCAACAAUUGUUCAGUGCGGUGUUGCGCUCAACGUCCGUGCCAACGCGUCCAACACUAGUAGUGCUAGUUAGUCGGUCGGUCGAGCGGCUAGUUGCUUUAUUGGUACAUACGACCAUGUAAUAACUACGCGACAAAAUCAGCGUGAGAACAAAAAUAAGAGGAAGAAUAAGUAAAAAAAAAACGAAAAAAAACAUAUAGAAGAAAAAUAUUAAACUAAUCUACUAACAACGCAGUAACGACAGCUGGUGUGUAAUGUACCGUACUACCUGUGCCGCUGCGCUUUUUGUUUAAUUUCAUAAUUUUGCAAAUAUUUACAAAACUUCUGAAAGGCAACAAGCUGUGAAAAUCAAAUCCGCUUGAUAAGUGUUGAAUGUGCACGUUGCCUGUUUACCACAAUGACUUUACUCAGCCAAGUGUGAAGUGUAGAGUGCUUCAAGCGCUCCGUCGAUCGAAUGCGGCCUGGACAAUACGAGUAUAAGUGCGCGUACAAGUAAAUGAAAUGAAUCACUUGGUGUCAUAAAUUGACCUGCUGACAUUUUUAAAUAUACUGAAAUUUGUAACAAUCGUGCUUUGCUUUAGAAACGUGUAAGACAAAAUUAGAUUUUAUUAUGCGCAAAUCGCACAAGGAAAUGUAUGCAAGUAAAUUUAUACGCGAACACGGCGGAGCUACUUACACGCCUAUGAUAAUGUGUCUUAAAAUAAAAACAGUGAUAACGAGAAUUUAAGCGUAACAAAUAAAUCGCCUGCUUUGAGCACCGCCAUUAUCUACUUACAAUAGCUUCAAUGUUAUAUAAAAAAAAUAUAUAUUUUUAAAUUGGAUUGGCAUAAUUUUAAAAGGAAUAGAAAUACAGAAAAAUCGAAUACUAGUAAAAAACGAAUGUAAUUGUUUUAAAGCUCUACAGAUGAAAUUCCAACAUUUUCAACAACAAUUGUUUGCUUAGCAAUUGUCAAAGUAUUUGCUCCCCUAAAAAAAGUGUCUUCCUUUUGUCUCCGAUGAUAGUAAAGAUCACUGAUCGUUCAACAGAAAAAAGCCUAUACACAGAAAAUAGGAAAUUAGCAGUAGUGGAGGAAUGAUAUAGUGUUAGUGGGCGCAUGCCCAUAUGCCAUUGUUGUGGCGGAAUCUUUGAUAAUGUUUCUGACAUUUUGAUUUCAACCUCCUUAACAAAAUAGAAAGCUUAUACAUACCUAUGUAUGUCCGGGGCUUGUAUUCUUUGGCUUAGUGAGUACUAACCUCAAUAAUGUAAAUAAUUCAACAAUCGUCGGUCGCUUACUCUGUCAUCCGUAGAAGGAGUUAUAGCAAAUAUUAGUGAUUUCAAGUGGGAAAAGCGUAAAUAUUACUGAUCGUGAAAGUCACAGCUGGCGAUAACACGCACCAAAGAUUUUUGCACAUUUUAAGCAAAUAAAAAUGUUGAAAUGCGUUGUAAAAUAUUUAGUACAUAAUAUAAUUUAAAAAAGUGCCCCAAGAAAUUAAAAAUAAAACUUUAAAAUGUAAGAAACACCAAAAAGUAUUAAAAAAAAAUUAUUUACAAGCGUAAAUAAAUAGUUACAAGCUGCGAAAUAUAAAAUAAAAGAAAAUCACCACCUUGAGUGCCAAAUAAAAAAAAGCUUACUUUUUCAAUAAACUUAAAUUCGCAUCAAUGAGUUUCGCCUCGGCCAACAGUAAGACCUCCGAUGAAACCGCCACUUCACUUCACCGGGCUAUUACUGCAUCUACAAGCACAAUACCGACAGAUUUCGCUGAAAAUUCGGCGGCACACACAACACUUUCAACACCGUCACUAUCAUCACCACCAUCAGUGGUGUCAAGUGCCACCAGCGCACAAACAACACCGAUCGGCACUUCAACUUUUGCUCCCACUCACUCUUACGCCGCCUCUGUGCCAACCACUAGCUGUGGCGCCACGUCAACGGUAACAUUCAAUCCAGCUGUCACCACUUUCACCGCGCAUUGGACACAUAACUCCAGCAGUGAAAGCAGCGGCAGUAGUGCCAAAUCAUCCUUUUCCUCAUCAACUUACUCCUCAGCUCUCUCGGAGACAUCGGCAGCAGUUGCUGCAGCAACAAAGGCAGCAGCACCAAGACCGUCGUCUUCAUCGAGCACAGCGCGAAAAGGUGUUGCUCAACAUAAAAGUCCUGCCAACGCAGCCAGUUCGUUUGUGGUUAAAUGUCUGUGGAAGACGGUGCGUUUUAUGUGGCAGGUUACGGAGAUACCGAUGAAAAUCGGUGAGACCAUCGGCAGCAUUUAUAGAUAUGCACAUGAUUCAGUCGAAACAAUACUCUGCGUAGCUGGAAAAGCGCGUCGUAAGGAGCGCGAUGGUGAUCAAAAUUCAACAGAUACCAAAUUAUAUUUGGAGGAAAGCGUUUUAGAACGUAAGCUACCUGAAGCCGAUCUCAAAGCCUUAGUGGAUCUUCCAGCUGGCUUGGACUAUAACGAAUGGCUGGCGUCACAUACUCUGGCUCUAUUUGAGCAUGUAAAUUUGGUAUAUGGAACUAUUAGUGAAUUUUGUACGCCAUCUGGUUGUCCGGAUAUGACCGGACCAGGCAACAGAACGUACUUAUGGUUCGAUGAGAAAGGCAAGAAGACGCGCGUCGCCGCUCCCCAAUACAUCGACUAUGUGAUGACCUUCACGCAAAAGACAGUCAGCGACGAGUCGAUAUUCCCAACCAAAUAUGCCAACGAAUUUCCAAGUUCGUUUGAAUCGAUUGCCCGCAAAAUACUACGCUUGCAAUUUCAUGUGAUAGCUCAUCUCUAUGCGGCGCAUUUCCGAGAAAUUGCGCUUCUGGGAUUGCACACCCACUUAAAUUUGACAUUUGCGCACCUAACCGCACUGCAUCGACGUUUCACACUGAUCGAUGAGAAGGAGACGGACGUAUUGCGCGAUCUGGAGGUGGCGUUACGCCUCACUGACGAUGGCCAGAGCUCGCUUGCUUCGUCCACAAUUACAGCCACGACGGAUGGUGGCAGCAGUAGUGGCGGCGGCGGUGGUGGUGGCGGCAGUAGUUCCACAACUGAUAGUGGUAUAGCGAAUAGCAGCAGCAGCAGCAGCGGUGUCGGCGGCGGUAGCGGCGCGACUGCGGCAACAACAUACGCCCACUCGCAGCAGCAGCAUUCGGGAGUAGAGGAUGUCAAUUUAAUGCAACAGCAGCAGCAGCAGUCAGCAACGUUAACGACGGGCACAACGCUCAUCGAUGGCGAUGCGGGAGCGCCGCCCAUUUGCACACAACCGGAGGCGCACGUGAAGCAAACGAACAAUGCGCAUGCGUCAGCAGCAGCGGCAGUCUUUGGCGGCGGUGGUGGCCUUAUUGGUGGCAUAUUGGGCGACUUGAGCAGCGGCGAAUUCGGCGAAACGGCGACACGCUACUGCACCUCGGCGCUGCCACAACAAAAUGCUGAGGCUGGUGGUGCAGGUGCGGGCCCGGGGGCGGCAGUAUUAGCAAUGAACUGCAAUAAUGGCGGCGCGGGAGCUUUGCACUUGAAUUUCAAUAAUAAUCACCAUCAUCACCACCAUCACCAUCACCAGCACCCACAUGCACAUCAUCACGCGGCGCAGCAGCAGGCGGCGCAUCAUUUUACGCAGCAGCAACAACAGCAUCAACAGCACAGUGGCCUCAUACAGUGCAAUGCGAGCAAUGCACCGCAUGCGAACACCGUCAAUGCCUCAGUUGCUGCUGCUGCGGCAUCAGCAACGAAUGCCAGCGCAGCAACAACAACAACAACGGCAUAGUUGCCAAAAGCAAAUGCAACAAAAACAACAAUAGCAAUAACAAAUUCGAAUGCAAUUGAUGUCGUUGAUAAGACCAUCGAAAUAGUUGAUGUGAAUGCUGUUGGUUAUCCUAAACCGGCGACAGAAGCUACUGCCUCUGCAGCCGUUAAAGCUAAAGCAAGCGCUACUGUUAUUGCCGCCGCCACCGCUGCCGCCGUUGCUCUCAACUACACCGCCGAUGUUGCCGCACCCAUUGCCGCUGCUGUUGCCCUUAGCGUAGGACUUGGACGAAACGACGAUGUGCACGAGAAUUACGUCGCUAAUGUUGACGUCGAAGCUGAAGCCGAAGAUGAGGACGAAGACGAAGAGGGAGAUGUUGAGGUAGAAGUUGAAAUUGAAGACAAAGCUAAAUAUAAUGAAAACAAAGAUGAUAAAGAUAACGAUGUUAAAAGUGUUGCCGUUGCGGCCGCAAAGGAUGUAUGACGCUUAUUGCUUUAUAUUUACAAUAUAUAGAGUAGUGUUAAUUAAAAAGUAAGAAUACAAAAGAAGCAAAGAAAAAUUAAAACCUAAAAUUUAAAAUCUAAAAUGUUAAAAGAAAAGAAAAGAAAAGAUGAAAAACAUAAUAAUAAAUAUUAAACGUAUAAAAUGCAAAAAUAACAAAAUUAUAUUGAUGAUUGUAAUUGUGUCUGUAUCUGGUGUCACACCAACAAACAAAACACAAAUAAAACUUAGAACAAAGCAAACACUAAAUGGAACUCACAAACAUAUUGAAACAAACCCAAAAGAAAAUAAAUAAAGUAUAGUAAAAAUGUGCUAAGAAGUAGGCAAAGAUUAUUAGCAUUAUUAUGCACUGUACAAGCAAAAAGCAAAAAACAAAAUCACUUACUUGACAAAAAGAAAUACAAAUCACGAACAUUUUAGAAAACUGAAGAUAAGAAUCUUUCACCAGCCAACCACUUAUUGACACACCCAAUCACUUUUAACCUAGCACACCCCUCUUUGACGUUCUGAUGCAUCACUUGAAGCUAACUGUAAUAUUUUUGAACCGCAACGCUUUAGGGUUGGGACGAAGCUGAGCCGGCCUGGCUGUUUUUAUUUUGUUUUGUUUUGAAAUGAAAAGUGAAGACGGUGAAGUGGGACUGAGAAAACACAACUUGCGGUUAGCCAUUUAAAGCUUUGUUUAUGUCAUUAGACCAAUUCACGCUUACUUAUGCAUGCGCAGGCGUUGGCGGUUUUUGUUUUACAUAAAAAUACGUUAAAAUUUGUGAUAAAAAUAAACUUGAGACAUUUGAAAAAUAUUUAAAAACUUAAAAAUGUCUAAAAAAGUAUCUACAAGAUAAAAAAAAUGUUUGAAGCUUUUUAAAUAGUUAAAGGUUAAAAGUUUCCAUGCCCUGGUGCAGGAGCAGGCGUGAAUUUGUCGCUAUUUUUGGUUUGUUCUGAUAAAAAAAAAAAUAAUAAAAAUUAAAAAAAAAAACGGACUCUUUUUAAAUCUUUAACCCGUUCGGACCUCAUGUGAAGAAUUAUGCACAUAAUGAUUUUUAUUUUACUUUGUUGACAACACUUGGGACCUAAUGUGCAUAAUUGUGCACUUUUCGGAAAUUUCGGAAAACUUAAUAAAUAUGUAUGUAUAUAAUAAAUAUAUAUGAUUUUUCACACAUUUGUUUCGAUGAUGUCCUUCUUACUAAUAAUUAGUAAAAAAAUAAUUUUAUUAUCCAUUAACAAUAAUUCAGGUCUGAAGUGGUUAAACCAAUUCAGGUUCACCUGUGGCAUUGACUUGGUAGAGCGAAAAUUUUACGAAAACUAAAUGCGCGCCGGGGAAAACUAUUAAGUAACGGGUAGCAAAGCAAAGAAUUCGGUGUGAAUACCGCUAGUUUUAGACAGACAGAAAUGGUACACGAACAAAAGCAAAUUUACGUGCUGUAAUUUCGAAAAGGCAAUGUUAACUGUAUCUUACAGAAAUUUAAAGUAUUUACAAUUUAUUAUGAAACGAAAGCUUUUGAAAUAUAAUUUUUAUUUGUUUUGGAAAAUUUGAAUAUUUAAAAUUUCUUUUGUGUCUAAUUAUUCUUCAUACGAGUAUAUUCACCAACCUCAACUCAAUUCUCAAGUUCAAUGGUUCUAAAAUGAAAAAUAUUUCAAACAAUUUUAAGCUAUCGAUAUACUGAGACCCAACAAGAACAACAAAAUUCACAAAUACUUCAAAACACGAUAAUUAAUUUUUGUAAAUUUUUUUAAUUGGUUUGUUGGUUCAGCUUACGUUGUUAUUACUGGUAGUAAUGAUUUAAAUUCGGCUUUGUCAAAGUGUAGUGAUGUGUUUGAAACAAAAACAAAAAAAAGCUAAAGCAAAAACUAAAAAAUUUGAAUGUAGCA